Eleginops maclovinus (Patagonian blennie) is the source of this 2281-nucleotide messenger RNA. Its product is annotated as mitochondrial glutamate carrier 1-like. The transcript is spliced from 9 exons. NCBI's taxonomy places the organism in Eukaryota, Metazoa, Chordata, Actinopteri, Perciformes, Eleginopidae. Gene Ontology annotation, molecular function: L-glutamate transmembrane transporter activity; L-aspartate transmembrane transporter activity. The record is from RefSeq and is a predicted model, not a curated record. Gene Ontology annotation, biological process: malate-aspartate shuttle; L-glutamate transmembrane transport; aspartate transmembrane transport. Bases 110 to 1111 code for a protein of 333 amino acids.
CUUACACUCCCGCCUUGCUCAGUGUCUCUCAGGGACUCUCAGCCUGCUCUCCCUCUGCGGCCUCCUACUUUGUGCUGACCAGCCUAAGCACUGACAACAACCAAGAACCAUGGCGCAGCAACAGCAGAUUAGCCUCCCAGCCAAACUGAUCAAUGGAGGGAUUGCAGGCAUGGUAGGAGUCACCUGUGUGUUUCCAAUUGACCUGGCCAAGACCCGCCUGCAGAACCAACGCAGCGGGCAACAACUUUACAAGAACAUGAUGGACUGCCUUAUAAAGACAGUUAGAUCUGAAGGCUACUUUGGCAUGUACAGAGGUGCUGCAGUAAAUCUCACCCUGGUGACCCCAGAGAAGGCCAUCAAGCUAGCUGCUAAUGACUUCUUCCGCCACCAGUUGAGCAAAGACGGCAAGUUGACAGUGUUCAAGGAGAUGUUGGCAGGAUGCUGUGCAGGAAUGUGUCAGGUGAUUAUCACCACACCCAUGGAGAUGCUCAAGAUCCAGUUGCAGGAUGCUGGAAGGCUAGCGGCCCAGCAGAGGGGGAUGCCUUGUGUCGUAUCCGCUCUGAAAAUGGGUGGGACCAGUCCUGUUCUUAGCCGUUCCUACAACACCAGCCCUGCGCCUCAAAUCAUGCGAGUGUCUGCCACACAGAUCACCAGAGAGCUGCUGAGGACAAAAGGAGUAACAGGACUGUACAGGGGACUCGGAGCAACAUUGAUGAGGGACAUCCCAUUCUCCGUCGUGUACUUCCCUCUUUUUGCACAUCUGCACCAGCUCGGCCGGCAUUCCGCUGAAGACCCUGCUGUGCCCUUUUAUUGGUCCUUCAUGUCUGGAUGCCUAGCUGGAUGCAUUGCUGCUGUCACUGUCAGCCCUUGUGAUGUGGUCAAGACAAGGCUACAGUCACUCAAAAAAGGAGCUAAUGAGGAAACCUACAAUGGCGUGGUGGACUGUAUCAGAAAGAUCCUGAUAAAGGAAGGUCCCGGAGCGUUCCUCAAGGGAGCAAGUUGCCGGGCGCUUGUUAUUGCCCCACUCUUUGGAAUUGCACAGGUUAUGUACUUUGUUGGAGUUGGAGAGUUCCUGCUAGGGUGCACACCCUACAACAUCUACUCUGCAUAAACAAGCUGUUUACUAGUCUUUCUGCAACCUCAUUAAAUUACAGGCAGCUAUGCCCUGGCAUAGCCAUGGACCCAGCUCUCUGUUACUGUGUACCUUCUUUAUUGUUGGAGGCUGUUAAAAGUUAAAUGGAUCUGAAAGAUGCCAUUUAACCUCAAACUGGUUUAAAAUGAUGCCUUUAGCUUGCCUGCUUGUAUGGCCUUCAGUGGAGCUUAUUACAAAAACAGAAAGGCUUUCUUCACUGACAAUCUUGACGGUCCAAUAUUGACCACCUAUUCAAUUGGAUCAGAGUUGACUCCAGUCUUUUGCCCUUUACUUUAACCCUCACCCGGAUAUCCCCUUCAACUGUCUUAUCUUAGAGACACGUGUGAUGGCUGUAGCACAGUGUUACAAAAGAGACCUUACGAUGCAAGGGAGCUCAUACUAGGUAAAAACAAAGGCAGAAUAUUGAAACAUGACUUGAAUAGACUGAAUCCUGUUUUAAAGGGUUUCAUGUGGAACCAGUAGGACAUACAGAAUCCUACGUAAUAUUACUUUGUUACAAUGAAAGAGAGAUUUACUAUACUUUUGGAAUUUUUUUUCUAUUCUCUUGGUCACAAUCUUAACAAGUGCUUUUUAGUUUUAUUGUUGCUAAUAAUUGUGGUCGAGGUGUUUGGGUUCUUUGCAGAACAUUUUUGGCAAUCUUUCUGUGGAUGCCAACACAACACUGUUUUGUAACAUACACGUUUGCACUCCAUGGCUCAAUAAGGCUUCAUGCAAUCAACUAGGGAGACCUGUUUGUUUCUUCGAGUAGUACUUUAUAUGGUGGCAAACUAGUAAAUGAUGGAUAUAACUUUAUUUACUCCUGUGCUUUUGGGACCAAGUCUUCUGGGAAAGGUGCAAAAUGAACUUCAUAUAGCCACUUACUUUUAGUUGACUGUGGUUGUCUGUUACCGGUCAGGUUGUUCCAGUCACGCUGGAAAAAGGCCUGGGGCAAAGUACUUUUAACAGUUUGUAUCAUUUGUAAAUAGCUAUCCUGUUUAUUUUAUUUUUUUGAACUGUGAAAAGCUAAACUCGAAUUGAGAGCAGGUUGAAAAUAUUUCAACCAGUUGAAGAUAAUUAUUUAUUACUUUUUUAUUUAUUUGCAUAUGUAAAUACAGAUUAUUAAAUGCUGAAUAAAUGUUUAUGAAUUCA